CUCGUAAAAAGAUAUUGGAUGGUCACAUUUUACCAAUAGUAUCUGUGUAGAUGAAAGGCGGAAAUUUAAACUUGUUCGGCCAUUACAGAAGUGACCUUGGUGGGUCACCCUGACGAAGACUGAAAUAACUAGUCAGAUUUCGGAGUUUUUGGCUGGGAACGCAGUUUAUCACAGGGAUUAGUAAUUCAGGCGCUCCAUGACUUAUUGGUUGACAGUGCUUGUCCGGGCUGUUUAAAUGCUGAUAAUGACUCAUAUGUCACUAAAUAAUUCAUUUUUAUGAUAAGAAAAAGCUCAGAAACUCAGUACUGUUUUCUUUAUGUAUUUCGAGUGGUUGUCGACUGGCGUAAUCGCAGUGCUGUGAAGUUAACAACUGAUAUCUACGAUCAGAUUAAAAGUAUUUACGUAGAAGUUUACACUCAAUGUUUGCUGCGAAUCUUGUUCGUAGAGUCGGCAUCUGCAUAUCACAUAUCCCUAAUCGUGAUCCAAAGCUACUUCUGAAAAGAUAUAUUUUAUCAUACAGUCGAUCAAUAAAUUUAGAAUUGAUUGGCCACCUCCAAGAUAUAUCUGAGUCUUCAUAUGUACCUGGUCAAAUCUUUUUGCACAAACACUUUGGUUAUCGUGGUAUUAUAUUACAAUGUUGGAAGGCGAAACUGUUUGACGGAAAUCUGCAGUCCAUAGAAGCAUCAAAACUAAAGUCUCAUGAAUUUAAGAAAAAGUAUGAGUCAGAAGUGAAUGUGUACCAGGUUCUUACCGAUCAGAAGGACAUUGAGAUAUGUAAUUCUGCUCUAAAACCUGGUAUCACCUUUUUACUUGAUGACAAGAGAGCUUUUAAUGCAAUCUAUAUAGUUUCAGAAAUGGAUUAUGUUUUUCAUGAUGAUAUUAUCCCCUAUGUUCCUUACGAAGCUUCAGCCAUCAGGAAUGAUUAUUUAUGUGAAUUUUUGCUUUCUGCUCCGGACAAAGACCCACCAUUCAUCCCAACGGACCAUUUAAGACGCUGGAUUGAGGCUCGUAGAUGGAGUUUAGAAGUAACGUCAGUCCAUAGAAAAGUGACAGAAGGUAUUCGGACAACAGUAUUGCCUUUCUAUAUGGGUCGUCGAGUAACAGGAGAUAAUAAAGAAAACGACAUAUGUUACUGGCGUUACCUAAUCAGAUUGGAGAAUCUUGCAAUGGAGCGAGUUCAACUCCGCGAACGCUUUUGGAAGGUUUUCUCAAUAACUGGAAACCUGGAAUCUAACAGAGAAAAAGGAGCUGUGGGAAUGCAACCUAUUCUAUCGCCAGAAUGUCCAGUUUUUCAAUAUCACAGCCAUAUCCAAGUUCCUGUACCAUGGGCCCACAUGUGGGGAUCAUUCCGAUUCGAGAGACCUAAUGGUGCAAGUUUUGAUGUGAAGAUACCGUCUUUCCCACUAUGCGAUCGCACACACUGGUCAGACACAAGCAGUGAGCAGUUGGGAUAGAUACUUUAAAGCCCACUAAUCUUAAUUCCGGUUACGUACAGUCAGAUUCAAUGUCGCAUGUCGUCUUUGACAAAAGCUAAAAUCGCUCUGUUUAUUUACAUUUUGGUACCAAUUUUGAAAUAGUUUACUCAAGUAAAAUAUAAGUCCACGUAGAC
Molecule: messenger RNA, 1609 nt
Organism: Heterobilharzia americana
Lineage: Eukaryota; Metazoa; Platyhelminthes; Trematoda; Strigeidida; Schistosomatidae
Source: the annotation of a GenBank genome assembly